GAAGAAUUUUUCUCCUAAUUAUAAGUUGCGGGAAUCAAAUUCAGUCGAGAAACACAAUAUAUCAAACUCAUGUUUUACCACUUCAAAGCACUCAUCAGUGGUUCUUACCCAUGAAGUACAGUGAUACAAACUCUCUAUAGAACAAACUAAACUGUGAUACUAACUGAUAAUCAGAUCACAUCUUCCUAGCUUUGGUGGUUAGGAAUGCGACAUUGCUUCUCUUGCAAUGAUACUUUUGCUCUCCAGUCAGGGGUGAAAAUGAGAGGAGGCCCACGCACGGGUCAGGAAGCUGGAGAAAGAGACGGUCAAAAAGGAAGGGCGUUAAUUAAUGAGAAUGGGAGGUUGUCUGUCAUUUGAUAUUAUACAAUACAAACAUACACUCGUUUCUGGGUCAGAGGGUAAAGGGAAAUAUGAAAGCAUCCGACAGAAACCUUCCCCUUUUGGCUUCUCAUUUUAACUUCUUAUUAUUAUUGCUGCUUUCACCCCUCUCCUCCCAUGGAAAAAGCAUAUCAAAGAUCCCAAUGCCCAAUCAACACACAGAAAAAGCAAGCAAGCAGCUUUGCCAGGAGAGGCCACUGCCAGCCUUAUAUGAUGAGGAGGAGGAGGCCCAUGUAUACAUGUUCAUGCAUCAUAUAUCAGAGCAUCCACUGACCACUAGUACACUUGAUAUUCUUUUUUCACACAUUUCAGUCGUGUGAUUCAUCAUAUAUGUAUCCUCGAUGUCAAUUCUCAUCGACUAAUUAUUCGAGAGGCAGAAAAUAGAUUCAAUACUCAUCUAUAUCAUAUUAAAAUAAAUGGGGACUAAUUUAUUACUGGCAUUGAAGAAAUCGAACCAAACACAUAAAAAACGACGAUUUGAGUACUGGUUCAGGCCACUCGAUGUGAAUGGCGCUAAUCCAUGGAGAAUUUAGGCUCUCUACCUGGAGAUUAUUUUUAUUACUUCUUGCUUGCUCGAACAAGAGGAAGAGCAACACUUAUAUACAAGAUUAAUCACAAACCCUAGUAAACAACACGGAAAAGAGGAAACUUGGAGAACAAGGGCACUGGAAAAAGUAGAAAAACAGUGUCUAAACUAAUGAAACGUAACACGCGCCCUCAAGCGAAAGUAUGUCAAACAUACCGAGUUUGGAAAAGAAGAUGAAGCGAAAUUGUCCACGUCUAGGCCUUUAAUGAAGAUGUCGGCCGACUUCUCGUGGGUGGAAUUGGAAAUCUUGGUCGGGAAAAAUAUCACAAAGAGGAUGCGCUCGAGAACAAAGUGACAAAUCAUUUCCACAUGUUGUAAACACUCUUGGAAGACUAGACUAGCAGCAAUGUGGAAGUAGGGCUGGCAAAUCGGUUGCCGGUUAGCGGUUAGCCGCCGGUUAUAAACGAAAAUCGACUAACCGAAAACCGGCAAAAACCGACCUCAGUCAGUGUUCGGAUGCCUAUCAGAGGGCUCCGGCUAGCCGAAUAACCGGGAAUGAUUAACCGCGACUAACCGGAUAACCGACCCUCACCGAAAAUCCCCUUCUCCCCAUCCCAAAAUCGCAGAAAACCCUUCACCCCCAAAUCAAAUAACCUAAUUCGAAUACCCUCCUCCAUCUCCCCGAUCUCGCGCCACGCCAUGCCGCAUCUCACCUCCGACUCUACCCAGUUCGCCUGCGAACCUCCACCUCUGCAUUCGUCGUCGUCGACAGGCGAGCCUCUGCCUUCGCCCAACUCUUCCCCAACUUGCAUUGCGCCUCCGCCUCUGACUCCAUCUUCAUCGUCGUCGAGUAUCAGUGAAGGCGAGCAUCAACUCCGCCGCCUCUGCUUUGAAGGACGGUCUUCCCCGCGAGAUUGCCUCCGCCUCCACCCAAAUCUCGUCCCUGAUUCAUGUCGCACCUCCGCCUCCACCUCUGGCGUCAACGUGAACAGAGAGAAGCAGCUUCAACGAAAUCUAGGUAGAUUUAUGGCGGUUGUGAGGUUGGAGGAAGGAAUUGACGGGAUUUGAGGGUAGAGAAAUAGAGAUCGUGAAUGGAGAGGGAGUAGGAAUGAUUUUUUGGGGAGAGGUAAGGGAGCAGGAGAUGGGAACAGAGGAAGGAUCGUGAAUGGAGACAAACCGGUGGCCUAUGUUGCGAUUGCCACGGUUAAACCGACCCAGAACCGAAAACCGACCGGUGGUUGGAUAACCGUGACUCCCUUCACGAUCGGUGGUUGGCAUCCAUAGGGGGCGGCUCGGUUUAACCGAUAACCGAGAAAUCGGUUUUCGGUUAAACCGAAACCGUCUGACUGCCACCCAUAUGUGGAAGGCACUUGAUUAUCUCAAUAAAGUGGUGUAGGAGCGGAUGAAGGAAUACCAAGGUCCUUGAGUAACCAAUGCAACCAUAAAACCUCAGUGAUGGUGCUCGUCGUGGUACGAUAUCCAGAUUCUGCAGGUGAGCGAGCAAUCAUAAACUGCUAAACACAAUAACCAGUACUAGAGCAAUGAGUCAUAGAACAACCUUCCCCAUCAGUGUUGAAGUAAGCAACAAGUUCGAGAGAACCACCUGAAAGGAAGAACAUACCAUGAUCAAAAGACUAUUUGAGGUAGCGCAGAAUACGAGUAGCAGCAUCAAUGUAAGCUUGGGUGGGGGCAUGUACUGCCUGACUCAAUAGGUUAACCAAAUAGGUUAUGCCAAGUCUCGUAGUAAUGAGAUAAAGGAGCCAACCAACAGAAGGAGAGGCAAGACGGCCGAACUAAUGGUUCUGCUCAAACGGAGCAAAGCAGGGGUGUGUAGCCUGAAUAUCGGAAUCAACAAGGAUGUCAAAAACUUACUUGUGCUUAUUGAAAAUGACACCUUUCGGGAGAUCGAGCUACUUCAGUACCAUGGAAGUGCUUUGGAUGGCCUAAAUCUUUGAUAGUAAUCGUUGAUGAAAAACCAUCCUUAAAUGAAAGUCAUGCAAUUAUCAAAUAAAAUGACGUCAUUGCUGUAGAUUAAGAAAAAAUCACAAGAAUCAUGAAUUAAGAUUGAGUGAUCAGCUCGAUUCUCCCCCCCCCCCCCCCACACCAAAAAAAAGCUCAUGUAUCGCCUCUAAAAACUUUUGAUAUUUUUUUUGGGAAGCCUUCGGUAAUCCAUAAAUAAAUUUAUGCAAUUUAUAGAUGGGGUGUCAUCAUUAGCCGAAAACCCUUCUGAGAUAAUUAACUAUGUACACUUCCUCGUAAAGGUCGCCAUGAAAGAAGGCAUUGUUAACGUCAAGCUGAUGAAGGAAUCUACAUUUCUUCAUGACAAUAGCUAUAAGGCAAUGUACAAUAACAAGCUUUCCAUUUGGAGCAAAUGUAUCGUGAUAAUCGAUUCCUUCAACUUGAGUGAAACCUUUGACAAAUAGGCCUUUAUAGCGCUCGACGGAUCCAUCUGGCUCGCAUUCAAGUUUAUAAACCCAUUUAAGCAAUAGUUCUCUUCCCAAGUUGUAUUUAAACUAGGGUCUAGUUGUGAUUUCAGUUCCAUGGCCGAGAUCUCCAUACGUAUGGCUACCUGCUAAUUCUCAGACCAAACUGCCUGGUGAAAGUACUUAGGCUCAUCCAUAUUAGAAAUGUUGGCAAUGAAAGCUUGAUGCUUUUAUGAGAGUCGGCAUAAGCCACAUAAUUAGAGAUUGGAUAUGUUACAUGAGAUGAGGAAGCAUAAUUGGGAAGAUAAACAUCAAAUAUGGAAUACCGCUACAGAAGUCGGAAUAACAAAUACUGCACCCAAACCGGUAGGUAAUUUUAACGAUAUGAAAAGGUUGAACCAUGAUUUUAGUACACAAUACCCUAUGACUCCCUUUUCAUGAACAAACUCCGCUACGAUUU
Messenger RNA from Linum trigynum, 3787 nucleotides. NCBI's taxonomy places the organism in Eukaryota, Viridiplantae, Streptophyta, Magnoliopsida, Malpighiales, Linaceae. The record is from the annotation of a GenBank genome assembly.